Messenger RNA from Electrophorus electricus (electric eel), 4881 nucleotides. It is a transcript of the gene stk40, whose product is annotated as serine/threonine kinase 40. Gene Ontology annotation, molecular function: protein kinase activity; ATP binding. Gene Ontology annotation, biological process: protein phosphorylation. NCBI's taxonomy places the organism in Eukaryota, Metazoa, Chordata, Actinopteri, Gymnotiformes, Gymnotidae. The record is from RefSeq and is a predicted model, not a curated record.
CAUUCAUCUUACGUGCGUCAUUUCCGUUGUCAGGUGGUGCUGCUAUGGAAAGAUGUGAUCAGUAGUCCCAAGAAGGCUUUUCCUGAUUGCUCGUUUCGGUAAUUGUGAAAUAACUUGCAUUUUGAAAGGUAGAGUGGUUUAUGGUCAGGAGUAACACUCUAUGCAUCACUCCUGAGCAGAUAACUGGACAACAAUGUCGGCAGUUUUGUAGACAACAGAGGAUUCCCCCGGCGGUUUUAGCUCGAGAUUUCUAGAAUGUCUAAGCGCCGUGUUUCAGAGAGAGGGGCAGGGGAGUCUUCGGGCAGGGCCAGCAAACUCCUUUGUCCUGGGAUAUCUGGCAACAAUGCUAAGAGAGCGGGUCCUUUUGUUUUAGGGCCCCGACUGGGGAACUCUCCUGUGCCGAGCAUAGUCCAGUGUCUGGCCAGAAAAGAUGGGACAGAUGAUUUCUACCAGCUGAAAAUCUUGACCCUAGAGGAGCGCAUGGACACAGGCACAGAGACUCAGGAAGAGAGGCAAGGCAAGAUGCUGCUGCACACAGAGUACUCACUGCUGUCUCUGCUUCACAACCAGGACGGAGUGGUGCAUCACCAUGGCCUCUUUCAGGACCGCUCUUAUGAGAUUGUGGAGGACACGGAGGCCAACAAGGUGCGCAAGCUGAAGAAGCGGAUCUGCCUGGUUCUAGACUGCCUGUGCGCUCACGACUUCAGCGACAAGACAGCGGACCUCAUCAACCUGCAACACUACGUCAUCAAGGAGAAGAGACUCAGUGAGCGUGAGGCCAUCGUCAUCUUCUACGAUGUGGUGCGAGUGGUGGAGGCUCUGCAUAAGAAGAACAUCGUGCACCGAGACUUGAAGCUUGGAAACAUGGUGCUGAACAAAAGGACUCAUCGGAUCACUAUCACCAAUUUCUGCCUGGGCAAGCAUUUGGUGAGUGAAGAGGAUUUUCUGAAAGACCAGAGAGGCAGCCCAGCCUACAUUAGCCCAGAUGUCCUCAGUGGCCGCCCCUACCGCGGCAAGCCCAGCGACAUGUGGGCUCUUGGCGUCGUACUGUUCACCAUGCUCUAUGGCCAGUUCCCCUUCUACGACAGCAUACCUCAAGAGCUCUUCCGCAAGAUCAAAGCUGCAGAGUACUCCAUCCCAGAGGAUGGCCGUGUUUCGGAGAGCACAGUGUGUUUGAUCCGGAAGCUGUUAGUGCUGGAUCCCCAGCAGAGGCUGACUGCGGCCGAAGUUCUGGAGGCCCUCAGUGGCAUCAUCGCCUCAUGGCAAUCUGUGUCAUCCGUGAGUGGCCCCCUGCAGGUGGUGCCGGACAUCGAUGACCAGCUCAACCAACCGGAGCUUCUGCAGGAGGCAAAAGUGAUGGAGGAGUCAUCACAGUAUGAGUUUGAGAACUACAUGCGGCAGCAGCUGCUGCUGGCUGAGGAGAAGAACACUAUCCAUGAGGCCAAGAACUUCCUGAGCAAGAGGCCAUUUGGCAGCGUUCCACCUGUGCGACGCCUGGGCCAGGAUGCCCAGCCCGUCAGCCCUCUGGAUGCAGCCAUACUGGCCCAGCGCUUCCUGAGGAAGUAGCCUCCCAGGCCCGCAGACCGCCUCAAGCAGCUCACUGUGAGCGGGAUGCACAAUGGAACUCUGUGUGUGUGCGCGUGCAUGCGUGCACGUGUAUUUGGGUGGGCAAAAAUGGCAUAUUGAACAGUUUGAUCCCAUCUGCUCCUCUCACUGGCUGAGGAAGCGGACUCUGGCUUGGACCCCUCCCUCUCCCUCUGACCUACAGACAUUAUCAGCAAUACCGGGACGGAAUCAUGUAGCAAAUGGACACACUUACACUCACUCGUAUGCAUGCAUGCAUAUGACAUACAUACAUACAUGCAUACAUACAUACAUACAUGCAUACAUAAACCUCUCAUUCUCCCUUUCCACUCUUCAGCACUUUCCAUGGGAACAUCUCAGAUCAUCUGACAUUUAGCUGUCACCCCUCAAUCUGUCCCUUUCCCCUCAAGUAGACCAAUCUUGGUCUGUCCCAUCUGCAUCCAUGACUGCAAAUCUACCUCUUACACUCUGUUUCUGUCGCUCAGUCCGUUUAGAACUAUGCUCUCGAUCCUUUUGAAAACAAGUAUCCAAAUGUGGGGGUAGUGCCACAAGCAGAGGCUAAGAGCAUUAUUUAGUGUGCAGAACUCUUUGGCAUGUCAAAAGCAGUUCUUGGUUUUCCUCAUUAUCUGAAUAAGCUUUGUUCCCCCUCUCUUGUUAGAAAGGUAGCAUUUUACAUAACAUUUUUAUUUUUGUGUCCCUGUUUGAUGUGUUCAUUCUUGUCAGCUAUAACCUCACUUGAAGUCAUACUACAACACAAGGUGUCUGUAUUCCUUCCUCCCUUCAGUGGGCAUUCAUAGGCAGCUAGCGCUGAAAGUCUUAUUGCCAAGAACGUUGCAAAAAGCACCUCUCUACAUCCUGCUGCCGAGUGAGGUACGAUAUUCUCCCCUCUUAACAGGCCCAAAAAUCUACAUCUAUCCCCAAAUGGAGGGCUCUCUUAUGGUGAGCCCCAUCCCCCCACCCCCACCAAAUUAAUGCCUUCUGGGUGCUGCUCAUUGGGCUGCUGGAUAUUGUGCACACAAGCUUGUGCAGCUCACAGCUUUGGCCAGAUGGCAGCAAGGCAAGGCUGUCGGGCAGAAGCACGCCGGUAAGGCGAGGCUGUCAGGCUGCAGUUCCGUGGAAGCCUGAGCUCCUUUUAGCCCCGGUGAGUGCAGCCCUUCAUGCCUCAGCCCAGUCUCUCUGUCUGCUCACUCUCUGGAAAUGGGCCAGCACUUUAAUGUGCAUCUCCUGAAGCAAGCCAGGGUUCUGACGUGCCAAUUGGGCGUAGAGAUCACGGCUGCCUUUCAGGUCAGGAGGUGGGGCAAUUGGCGAUAAAGAACCCAGCAUGUUAAGCCAGGAUGUCAAGAACUCAGCAUUGGCCAGGAAUGUAUAACCAUCCCUAAUCUCAGCUUCCCAUUUUAUUUAAUGGCAAUGUCAUUAUUUAUCUCAUAUUUAAAAAAAAUUAUCAGCAUAACCCUCUUAAAACAUUGGUCACUUCUUUAUGUAGGUUUCUCCACCUCUGUUGAUGAGAAUGUCAUAAGACAUAAGUAUUUACAAUCUUUUUUUUCUAUUUUACCAUCCCUUUUAAGCUACUUGUAUAAAUCUUAGCUGAUGAUAUCUUGCCUUAGAUUGAUUUGUCAUUUUAAUGGUGAGCAGUGAACCGAUGCUCCAGUGUAUCUUAGUAAACAGGUGGUUGUCUUGUAUCAGCGUCUGAACCAGAGACUUAGUUUAUGAGAACCUGGCUGGUCCCACUAAUAUUAGAAAAGUAUUCCAGUACUGUACUCUUGGAGCUUCUCACCUCUCCGCUGUCCUUCUAAUUCUGGAAUAUUCCUGCUCUCAGCUUUAAAAGGCUAAAGCACCCCGACAGGUAGCAUGAAUGAAACUGCUUGGCUUUUCUCUUUUUACAUUUUUUUUAAUUUUCCCUUUUUAAUUUAUUUACUGUUUACGAUUUAUUCUUGCUUUCAUCUGUUAUUUUAAACUCCAACUCUUAAGGUGUGAAGUGUCAUGAGAUCACAACAUAAUCCCACUCUAAAGCAUAUCGCUGUGAUCCCUUUCCUCCAGUGAAGGUUUUUUUUGUUUUGGGUUUUUUUUCUCCUUAUCAUUUUAGUUGAUUAGCAUUUGUUGCCACAAUCCUGAUGGUUGAUUAAGCUACAUUAAUAACAAGACUGACUUUGCAUAGCUCUAUUUUUAAGCAGACUAAAUUAUAUCACACAUUAAAAUGACAUUUAGAAAUGUAGAGUUUAUCCUACAAGUUUAAUACAGUACCACACUGGCCAGUGUGUAAAUACCAUUUUGAUGGUGUUAUGUCUGUAGUGCAAAAAUGAGUAGGCUGCCAUCUUGCAGAGUAUACCAAUGCUUUAACAUGAGUACUUCUCAAAGUAAUGUUGCCUGCCACCAUUGUAAGCAUUAGUCUACUCCCACCUCAAUGUGAAUAUAUUUUUUGGGUAUAAUGCAGUAUUGUAGUAGGUGGCAUGUGUGAGAGAAAAUGUUUUUGUGCUUGUAUGAGAGAAUUGUCUGAGGCAGAAAUGUAAGUACUAAAUCCCUCUCUUAAAACACGAGUGCCCCAUUGUUCAUUAGCAGCAGGGUGAUUUUAGCACCAUCUUCUCAUCGUAAAUCUGUAGGUUUACAAUAUGACACUUGAUGGUGUGAUUGUGUAGUACCCUAACAUAGAAGAAAUACAUUAAGGUCUUUAUUACUGUUCAAUGCCAUUUAAAUGUCAGAACAGGAUUGCUCCUUGCAUAGACAGUUUCUCUCCACCCCCGACCCCCCACCCUUUUUUUUUUUUUUUUUUUUUUUUGCCUUUGGCAACAGAUGGCCAAGCUGUAUUUACAGCAUGAGAUGUGUAUGUUGUUGAGCUAUGUUGUUUGUACACUUAAAAGUAAUUAAUGCAUGAGUCAGACUUGCAAGAUGUGCCACAAGAUCUCUGCAAUUAACAUACCAGAACAUUCAAAUGGCUGUUGGUGUUACAAAGAUGAAAUUCGUAGUCCAACUGAAAAUACACUAAAGAGAGAACUCGGUGGUGAUAAAUUGUGAAUUUCAUUUUGAAGUCAGUUAUUUUUGUUUGAAAGUUUGAUUUUCUUGUCCUGUCAUAUAAACAUUUGCAUAUUUUACUAACUGGAAAAUUAAAUUGAUAUAGAAAGAGAUCAUGGGAAAAUUUGUUAAAAGUCUAAAACUUGGUGUUGUAAGCUGCUUGGCUGGAUUGAUAUCAAAGAAGAAACUGGGUAAUUGUACAGAGAUAAAGACAAAUUUGUAUAAAAGACAUAUUUUUGUACUUCAUAAAAUCUCUACAUGCAUGUCAGCAAUAAACUUUGAUAUGGAAAA